AUGCAAUUACAACUGAUCUCAUUUGUUUUGAUUUUGCACUGUAUGGAAUACGCUAACUGUCAGCAACACGCCUCACGGCACCGGCAACACAAACAGAAUGUUGGGGUGAGCACGGGGUGCCAGAGUGGGUGUCAGACCUGCUCCGUUUACAACGGCUGCCUGACCUGCAAGCCCAAGCUCUUUAUUCAUUUGGAGAGGGAUGGCAUGAGGCAGAUAGGUGUUUGCCUGGCGUCCUGCCCCAAUGGUUUUUACGGCAUGCGUUCACCUGACAGAAACGACUGCAUCAAGUGCGGCUCAGAGUGUGACACCUGCUUUAAUAAGAACUUCUGCUUACGCUGUCGAGCGGGCUCUUACUUACACAAGGGAAAAUGCCAAGAGAGCUGCCCAGAAGGACUGGUGCCCAGUGACACAAAGAGAGAGUGUGUCCCUGAGUGCCCAGCGAACUGUGACUCAUGUCUGAACAGUGACACCUGUAAGAAAUGUUUACCGGGUCACUACCUCCUACAUGGAAAGUGUCAUCAUGUCUGUCCAGAGGACUACGAAAUGAGUGAACUCAUGGAGUGCAUUCCAACAGUGCACUGUGAAGUGGGAGAAUGGGGAGAGUGGAGCGCUUGUUCAAAGUCUGGAAAAACCUGCGGCUUUAAAUGGGGACAGCAGACAAGAACCCGAGAGGUGCUGCAGAAUCCUAGCCCUAAUGGCAACCCAUGCCCCUCCACCUCUGAGGAGAGGGAGUGCUUUGUCAAGAGGAGGAGAUGUCAAGGCAAGCGAAAAGAAGAUCGAAAAGGAGAUAAGAGAAAUCGUAAUAAUCGGCGACCCAAGGCAAAUCGCGAGAGAAAGAAAGAUCACGAGAGGGAGAUGGGUGAUCGUGAGGAUUCGGAGAAUAAGAAUAAAACAGAACAGCGACACCAAAGGGGCCAGAAAAGAAAUCCUGCAACAGAGGAGGGAGCAGCUGCACAAUAACGCCCUGGAU
Messenger RNA from Chanos chanos (milkfish), 970 nucleotides. RefSeq names its product R-spondin 3 (gene rspo3). The transcript has 6 exons. The coding region runs from base 1 to 960 and encodes 319 amino acids. Lineage: Eukaryota; Metazoa; Chordata; Actinopteri; Gonorynchiformes; Chanidae. The record is from RefSeq and is a predicted model, not a curated record.